Messenger RNA from Brassica napus (rape), 1650 nucleotides. Its product is annotated as 25S rRNA (cytosine-C(5))-methyltransferase NSUN5-like. Gene Ontology annotation, biological process: rRNA base methylation. The transcript is spliced from 13 exons. Gene Ontology annotation, molecular function: methyltransferase activity. Lineage: Eukaryota; Viridiplantae; Streptophyta; Magnoliopsida; Brassicales; Brassicaceae. Gene Ontology annotation, cellular component: nucleolus. The record is from RefSeq and is a predicted model, not a curated record. The coding region runs from base 32 to 1525 and encodes 497 amino acids.
AGAAAGGGUUUUAGCUCUGCGAGUUGGUUUGAUGGCGCGUCGCAAAUCCAACGCGCCGCCGAAAGCCACGCGCCAGCCUGCCAAGCAAAAGUUCUCCAGCGCCGAGAGAUCAUCUCUGUACGCAUCAAGGGAAGCAGCUAAGGUCCUCGGCACAGCUCUCCGAGGAGACGCCGAGCGUCGAGCCGUCGCUUCGAUAAAGUCACUCGUCUUCAGCCCUUCCGUCCGCAACAAACGCGGCACCUUCGCUCUCGUCUGCGAGACCCUCAAACAUCUUACUGUAAUAAAAGAAGUUCUUGAAAUCGCUAACGCGUUGAAUAGCAAAUGGAAGAGACAAGAACCAUUGGUUUACAUUAUUUGCUAUGAUAUCCUUUUCGGAAAGGAGCCUCCAUUAAUUGGUGAUGCUGAGAAGUUUCUAAUGAAACGUAAAGAUGCUCUAGUGUCAAGUCUAGCCACGCUUCUAGUGAGGAAGAAAGCUGAAACUGUUGAUAAGUUGUUGGGUGUUUCUCAGCUCAAUGGUCCUUUGAAACCACGUUAUGUUCACGUAAAUACACUCAAGAUGGAUGUUGAUUCGGCAGUGCAGGAGCUGGGGAAGCUAUAUAAGGUGCAGAAGGAUGAGACAGUUCCUGACCUGUUGGUGAUGCCACCUGGCAGCGAUUUGCAUGCUCAUCAUUUGGUUAAGAAUGGGCGUACAUUUUUGCAGGGAAAGGGAAGUGCAAUGGUAGCAGUAGCACUACAGCCAGAAGCAGAUUGGGAGGUUAUUGAUGCAUGUGCAGCUCCAGGAAACAAAACUAUUAAUCUUGCUGCUCUUAUGAAAGGACAAGGGAAAAUCAUAGCGUGUGAGCUAAAUGAAGAACGUGUAAAGCGUUUGGAACAGACUAUUAAGCUCUCUGGUGCUACCAAUAUUGAAGUCUCUCAUGGUGAUUUUUUGGGACUAAAUCCGGAAGAUCCUUCUUUUGCAAAGGUUCGGGCUAUAUUGUUGGAUCCUUCUUGCUCUGGCUCAGGAACCAUUACAGAUCGUUUGGACCACCUUCUUCCUUCUCAUUCAGCAGAUAACAAGAACUAUGACUCCAUAAGACUCCACAAACUCGCUGUUUUCCAGAAGAAGGCUCUUGCUCAUGCACUCUCCUUUCCACAGGUUGAGAGAGUCGUAUACAGCACAUGCUCCAUCCACCAGAUAGAAAACGAAGAUGUGGUCUCAUCUGUUUUGCCAUUGGCUUCAUCCUUGGGCUUCGAACUCGCUACCCCUUUCCCUCAGUGGCAGCGUCGUGGUCUCCCUGUAUUAGCAGGAUCUGAGCAUUUACUCAGGAUGGAUCCAGAGGAGGACAAAGAAGGGUUCUUCAUCGCUUUGUUCACCAAGACAAGCAAACUCGAGAACUCGAACUCGUCUGAGAUUCCUGAAAGAGAGUGUAGAAGAAGACGCAAACAGGGUCAUCCGUUUCUUUGGCCUAAAGUGUUCUUCAGAGCUUGGAAUGGGCGGAUGAGUAGCUUCAUAUCAAGUAGCAACUCAGAAGACUACGUUUCUUAAUUCUCACGUAAUAGACUUGAUAGUUAUCAAACUUUUGUUUAAUCUUCAUGUCGUCAUAUUGAUGUUUUGCAACAAAGGCAUGGAAGACUUCUGAAAAGUAAAAACAAGAACCUCUUUAACUUUGA